This is a messenger RNA of Drosophila grimshawi, 579 nucleotides long. RefSeq lists its product as uncharacterized. Lineage: Eukaryota; Metazoa; Arthropoda; Insecta; Diptera; Drosophilidae. The transcript has a single exon. Gene Ontology annotation, molecular function: chitin binding. Gene Ontology annotation, cellular component: extracellular region. The record is from RefSeq and is a predicted model, not a curated record. The coding region runs from base 1 to 579 and encodes 192 amino acids.
AUGUUUCAGCACAAAAACUUGAUCAGGUUACUCUGCCUACUGUUUCUGGCCGGAGGACUGCCCACUAGCCAAGCGGAAGAGUUUCCACAAUGUGCCAAUGUGGAGGCAGAUACCUUUGUGAUGGCCAUAGAUGAUUGCGUGAGCUAUAUAUACUGCAAUGGGGAGAACUCCUUUAGGGACUCCUGUCCAGAGCAAACGUAUUUUGAUGCCAAGGCACAGGAGUGCACCUUUGACGAUGCUGGUGUUUGCCUGGAGCCAAUAAGCACAACUACAGCUCAACUAGCAACAGUUGUUGCUGUGACAGUCGACAGCAGCAACGGCAGUGAUGAAUUGCAGCCAGGAGCACCAACUACAUCUACUCCGGCAUCUAUAGUUGCGCAGCCAAGUGCGUCAGAUGGGAGUCGACCACAUUGUAAUACCAUGGGCGAUGGCUAUCAUCCGCAUCCGCAACGCUGCGAGUAUUAUUAUAGCUGCAUUGACGGCUAUUUGACCAUAGUCCGUUGUCCCUACAAAUAUGGCUGGGAUUAUGCGCAGCAGCAGUGCAAGCCAUUGUCGGAGGUGCGAUGCUUUAGCUUAUAG